This is a messenger RNA of Calypte anna (Anna's hummingbird), 593 nucleotides long. RefSeq names its product phosphatidylinositol 5-phosphate 4-kinase type-2 beta. The transcript is spliced from 4 exons. Gene Ontology annotation, molecular function: phosphatidylinositol kinase activity. NCBI's taxonomy places the organism in Eukaryota, Metazoa, Chordata, Aves, Apodiformes, Trochilidae. The record is from RefSeq and is a predicted model, not a curated record. Gene Ontology annotation, biological process: phosphatidylinositol metabolic process. The coding region runs from base 52 to 585 and encodes 177 amino acids.
GGUCCGGUUCGGUUCGGUUGUUGCCGGUACCACCGCCGGUCCGGGUCCGCCAUGGCCUCGAAUUGCGCGGGGGGUUCGUCUGCGGGGGGCGUCGGGGCGGCGCUGGGCUCUGCCCUCAGCGCCAGCAAAACCAAGACCAAGAAAAAACACUUCGUGUGCCAGAAGGUGAAGCUGUUCCGGGCCUCCGAGCCGCUGCUCAGCGUCCUCAUGUGGGGCGCCAACCACACGAUCAAUGAACUCAGCAAUGUUCCUGUCCCUGUCAUGUUAAUGCCUGAUGACUUCAAAGCCUACAGUAAGAUUAAGGUGGACAAUCAUCUGUUCAACAAGGAAAACUUGCCAAGUCGAUUUAAGUUUAAGGAAUAUUGUCCCCUGGUGUUCCGGAACCUCCGAGAAAGAUUUGGGAUUGAUGAUCAAGACUACCAGAACUCUGUGACCCGAAGUGCCCCAGUGAACAGUGACAGCCAGGGCCGAUGUGGGGCCAGGUUCCUCACCACCUAUGACAGGAGGUUUGUCAUCAAAGCAGUGUCAAGUGAGGAUGUAGCAGAGAUGCACAACAUCCUAAAGAAGUACCACCAGGUAGGGUGAGUCUGGAA